Molecule: messenger RNA, 3595 nt
Organism: Siniperca chuatsi (mandarin fish)
Lineage: Eukaryota; Metazoa; Chordata; Actinopteri; Centrarchiformes; Sinipercidae
Gene: adpgk
Product: ADP-dependent glucokinase
Exons: 9
Coding region: 399-1886 (495 amino acids)
Biological process (GO): glucose metabolic process
Cellular component (GO): endoplasmic reticulum
Molecular function (GO): ADP-specific glucokinase activity
Source: RefSeq, a predicted model, not a curated record
GGAAGCGCAUGCGCGGAGCGGGACACGGAAGCCGCUGCUGUGCGCUGGCUGUGGAUGUAUAACGUUUGCGGUCUCCGGCUGCUGUCUUUCCCAAUCACCACUUCUUCAAUGACUUGUACCAACCCUGACUUCUUCAGUCACCUCUUCCUCCACCGGCAGUAUUGUGCAAACUAAAGGCUGUUAAUGUGAUUUACCAGCAAACAGGAUCCUCUCCCGGACUAACAAACUUGAAGCCAGCACAUUAUCGGUGGGGUGGGACUCUAAUAUGGGUCGACUUUGAGGGCCCCUGUCUCCUGAAUGAUCGGCCAUUCUGGUUGAUCAAACCUCAUUCACACACUCCAUGUGGCUCAACAUGUAGGAAAUAAAGUCUAAAGGGUUGAGGAGUGUGUGGGAGCAUCAUGUGGAGGAAGGCUUCGGCAGCAGCCCUGCUGGCGUUAGCUGUUGGCUAUCUCUACCAUGGCAGCCCGGACCUGCCAGAGCAGAUUCUGCAGUAUAUCAGCCUGCCAAACUUUCAGUCAUCCUCUCGGAGCCAGAACAGCGUGGAGCAGGUGAUCUCCGCUGCCUGGGAGACUCUGAUAACUCUGCCGACCCGGCAGUGGAGCAAAGUGGCAGUGGGGGUGAACGCCUGUGUCGAUGUGGUCGUCUCAGGGGUGGGACUGCUGCAGGCUCUGGCUGUGGAUCCUGGCACCGGCCUGGAUCACGAAGUGUUGCACUCCAAAGAGGACUUGAAGGAAGCCUUCAUCCAUUUCAUGGGGCGUGGAGCAGCAGCCGAGCGCUUCUUCAGCGACAAGGAGGCCUUUCAGAGGAUUGCACGUGCAGCAGCAGAGUACCCCGGUGCGAAGCUGUAUGUGGGAGGGAAUGCUGCCCUCAUUGGUCAGAAGCUAGCCACCUACCCUGAUCUGAUGGUUUUGUUAUGUGGGCCAGUUGGUCCUAAACUUCACGAGAUGCUGGAUGAGCAGAUAGUUGUUCCCCCGGAGUCUCUCCAGGAGAUGGAUGAAUUUCACCUCAUCCUGGAGUAUAAAGCAGGUGAACAGUGGGGUGCAACUCAGGCACCUCAAGCCAACCGCUUCAUCUUCUCUCACGAUGUGUCUAACGGGGAGAUGAGCUCGCUGGAGACGUUUGUGGCGAGUCUGGAGGAGUUUCAGCCUGACCUGGUGGUCCUGUCGGGGCUCCACAUGAUGGAGGGUCAGGGCAGAGAGCUGUGGGAGGAGCGACUGAAAGAGGCUGUGUCAGCCAUAUCUGACAUUGGUCAAGAUAUUCCCAUUCACCUGGAACUGGCAAGCAUGACCGACAAAGACUACAUGAACAGCAUCAUGCAGGAGCAGGUUAUGCCCAUUGUCAGCUCCAUUGGGCUGAACGAGCAGGAGCUGCUCUUCGUCUCUCAGGCUGGUGAGGGGCCUCAUGCAGACUUGGCUGCCUGGAAAGGCAUUCCAGACGUGGGCCAGGUCAGCGACAUCCUCCUCUGGAUCCUGGAGCAGCACGGCCGCAGCGACCCGUCGUCAGAAUCUGACCUGACUCGCAUUCACUUCCACACGCUGGCCUACCACGUCCUGGCUACAGUGGAUGGAUACUGGGGGAACCAGGCGGCAGCGGUGAUGGCUGGAGCACGAGUGGCCAGCAGUCAGGCGUGUGGCCUCCAGUCUGUUGACGUUAGCAAAGUGGAGCUCAAAGCCCCACUAGAGUUUCACAGCUCACACACUGAGCCACGAGAGAAGCUGUCCCUGAACCCAGCCGAGCCUGCUACUGUGUGGCGGAGAGGAAACGUCACCUUCCACCUGACACCGGUGCUGGUCUGCAAACAGCCACUUCGGACAGUAGGGCUCGGGGAUGCCAUCUCAGCAGAGGGACUAGUUUACUCAGAGAUAAAGACCCAGCAGCCCUUCUGAGGUUUGCUUGAAUCUGACACUCCACGUUGAUGGGAAGCGCUGAAAAGACCCAGUGAAGUUUCACCUGCAGCUGUGGUUGUUGGGUGGGAGUCAUGUUUCUAAACUUGUUCAGACCUCCGAGUCCUGAAUCAGGUUCUGUGUCUUCCUUCCCGAAGCUCCGCUGAGUUUAAGAAUGUGAUCGAUGGCGAUAGUUUUAAAAUCCUGCCUGAUGACUCCUCCAGCCUGCUCUGGGCUCCUCUGUUCUCCCUCCUCUAAUCUUCCAGCAGACACCGAUCUGAGGCAGAGCUGUACAGAAGUGGAUCUGACCGGGCUGUGAGGUGGCCUGACUCUAUGCACUGGGCGCAGCUCAAAGCCAUCUUCACAAACUCCAAAGAGUUUUGUUCACCAGGCUCACCAAAUUUACUUUGUGCCUUGAGAAAAUAAAAGAAUUUCCAAGUUAUUAUUAAAUAUUUUAUUCAUAUUUCAGAUCCAGACAAACUCAAAAUUAAGCAUCAAAUCAGUUACCUUCUGAGAUAGAUAUAUAGACACACACCAACACAUAUAAACAAAUGUGUUUGACUGGAAACUGAUGAACGUCUUACUAUAUUGUAGAAUCUAAGUGGUAUUAUUGAUGUUCUGUGUUUCUUCAACUUUACAAGGUACGUCCACGUCAAAUAGUUACUAGAUCACUGAAAGCUCAUUCUCCCAUGGGUGUCCUGACUUCUUUAUGUGUAAUAACUGUUAUCUAGAUAUACUUGACAUUUUUGUUAUUUGUCCUGAGAGGAUAAAAAUACGUGUGAGACAAAGUUUGUUUUCUCAGUUUUUGGCCUAAACACUCCCACUAUGAUGAUGUUUAAGUUUGGAAACUCUGCAUAGCACAAACAACAGUUAUAAUUAUAGGGUUAUUAUAAUCUCUGUUACCUGCUCUACAUUAUACAUUUCUGAUGCAGCGUUUGUAUACCAUUUUGAUCAAAUGUCACACUUAUAAAUGCAAAGUUAAAUGUGGUUUUGAGGGGGGAUCCUUCUUUAUGCAGUAAAGCUCAGUUUACAAUUAGAUGCCAGCUAGUUGACCUAAAGGUUCUGUUGGCAAUUAAAGAUAAAAAUAAAACUUCACAAUGAGGUGUAGGACAUAUGUUAUCAGGGUUACUGUACUUGUUUGUUUACUUUUUGCUUGUACAACUUUUCAGUUACUGUUUUCCCUUACUUCUAAAAUGUGAUUAUGUAACAUGAUUGGCUGGAAACCCUUAAAAGCUGGCCAGUGUAACAUACUGCAAGAAAAGAUUUCUGAUUCAAAUUCUAGCAUAAAGGUACAUUAUGCUUUUUCACGGGUUCGUUGUUUGUCGUCUUUGUUUUUUUUUUCUGAGCUUACUUGGGAACGCCUGCAUCAUGUUAGAUGUACAGUAUACAACUGAUGUAACGGUCAGAACAAUGUAUUUGUAUACCUCACAUGGCCACCGAAGGCAUGCAAUAAUGGAGUCUUAAUGCAAACGUACAACAAAAAGAUGUAUGGCAUUUCGUUUAGCAGAAUUAAUUCUUUGCACUAGUAGGAAGUGGCAGGUGUGCCUGCAAAGGUGAAUGUAACCUUAACUCCGAACCCCUCUUUAUUUUUAGCAAGUACAAUCUAUUCAACUUUGCUCAUUUCAUAGUUUGUGAUUCAUGUUUUUAACAUUUGUAGCUGUCAACAAGUUUCAUUUACUUGUAGUUUGUCAUUAAAAUAUGUAUGGAGAGUA